CUCAAGUAGGAAAUGCAAGCCUGGGAGCUUUAUCUGAUCAUUUCUGUGAUUGCAGUGACAGCUUCCACACAGAAUGGAGAUCCUCCAAAGGUGACUCUGAUACUGCAGACACAGAGGGAACCCGUGUACACUGGAGACACUGUGACUCUGAAGUGCAUUGUUGAGGGGCUCAUUGAUAUUUGUAUACAUCGAUGGUUCAAAAAUAGUCUGCCAAUCUGGAGGGAAAGUAGAGAAAACACUCACAUAUUUCAGUCUGUGACUCAGUCUAACAGUGGAGAGUACCAGUGUGAUGGCUACAGAUAUGAUACUCGCCAGAGGUCACUUCUCAGCAAUGCUGUCAUACUGAAUGUUCAAGAAAGGACAGCCACAUUAAAGGUGAUCUCUGGACAUACGGAUGAUCGGAUAUAUGUAGGAGAUGAAGUCAACCUGCUCUGUCUGGUCGAUGGAGAUCCAGCUGACUGGACAUAUGAGCUGUACAAGAGUGGAGAUGAAAGCCCUCAUAAAACUCAAAUGGAGAAGAACUUCACCAUCGGCCCUGUGACCCUCUCACAUAAUGGGGAGUACAAGUGUCGGGGAGCAAGAGGAGCACUUUAUUCGAGUUUUAGUGAUCCUGUUCAGUUAUAUGUGUCAGAAAGGACGGCCACAUUAAAGGUGAUUUCUGGGCGUACAGAUGGACGGAUAUAUGUAGGAGAUGAAGUCCACCUGCUCUGUCUUCUUCCUGGUGAUUUAUUUGCCUGGAGAUAUGAGCUACAGAAGACCGGAGAUGAAAACUCUAACAAAACACAAAGGGAGCAGAGCUUCACCAUCGAGCCUGUGAGUCUUUCACAUAGUGGAGAGUACAAGUGUCGGGCUUCAAAAGAAGAGCUUUAUACGAAUUUUAGUGACCCCGUUCAGUUACGUGUGUCAGAUUUUUCAACCCAGAAUUACCUUCGACUUGGAGCAGCAGGUCUGGUGCUGAUUGUGCUGGCAAUCAUUAUGAGCAAGUGUUUCUGGAACAGGGUGCUCCCAGCUGGCGGAUCCAGUGGAUAUGCGUGUUCAGUACAAACAGGGUCGGAAAGUAAUUUGAAUUAGUAAAGAACAUGAAGAACGAUGUCCUGAAUAGAGUAUAAUAACUCUUCUGUGGUGAUACCAACUUUCACAUAACAUUUAUGAUUUUAUAAAAAUACUCACAUCUGCAAAUUUAAAAAAAAUGGAAAUAAAAAACAUAAUCUUAGUGAGCCAGAGACCGUUAUGGCACAGCCCUGUGAUAGCUGGUUGUGAUGUCUGACAUACCCAGCGAUUCAGUACAACUGGUCUGUGUGACGGUCAGGGUUGGCUUCACAGUCCAUGGCAGCUUGAACCUGGAAUCGUCGAUAGUCAUAGGCUGGGAAUGAGCUGGGCAAAUGAGGACAUAUAUAGUCAAGAAGAAGGAUAGAUAGAUAGAUAAAUGGUAGGCAAGAUUAGAAAUUUAGAUAGAUCAACAAGAAGAGUAUUGUAUAGGAUACAUAGAUAGCUAGACAGAUAGAACUUUAUUUGUCCCGUGUGGGAAAUUUAGCUUUACAGAAGCUCUUUAAAUAAAUAAAUACAUAAA
Polypterus senegalus (gray bichir) is the source of this 1570-nucleotide messenger RNA. RefSeq names its product leukocyte immunoglobulin-like receptor subfamily A member 6. Gene Ontology annotation, biological process: cell surface receptor signaling pathway. The record is from RefSeq and is a predicted model, not a curated record. The transcript has 6 exons. The coding region runs from base 13 to 1071 and encodes 352 amino acids. NCBI's taxonomy places the organism in Eukaryota, Metazoa, Chordata, Cladistia, Polypteriformes, Polypteridae. Gene Ontology annotation, molecular function: transmembrane signaling receptor activity.